Molecule: messenger RNA, 2612 nt
Organism: Theobroma cacao (cacao)
Lineage: Eukaryota; Viridiplantae; Streptophyta; Magnoliopsida; Malvales; Malvaceae
Product: Galactosyltransferase family protein
Cellular component (GO): Golgi membrane
Molecular function (GO): carbohydrate binding; hydroxyproline O-galactosyltransferase activity
Source: RefSeq, a predicted model, not a curated record
AAAUUGCUUUGAUUUAUUUUAUGAGGAAGACCGACCUAGCCCAGCCCUCUCUGUCUCUUUACGCGUUUGCUUGAUAACCUGCCUCUUUCCUUCUGUUUUCAUCUUCUUCUUCUUCUUCUCACUUCAAAGAAAUCUAUAAAUAUUCUCCGCCCUGUCUCUCGAUCCCUUGUUCCUUUUUUUCUCCUUUUAUUUUCUUGGGAAAUGAAGAAAUCAAAAUUAUCGAAGCAAGACAAAUUUGACAUAUUCAUUUCCUUAUCAAAACAACGAUCGAUUCAAAUUCUAUUCAUCGUUGGUUUCUUGUACAUAGUUUUGGUUACUGUCGAGAUCCCAUUCGUGUUCCGAACUGGCUUCAAUACUUUGUCUCAAGAGCCGUUAACUCGGCUUCCCAGACUCGCCAGCCAGGUGGAUGUUCAACAGAAGGAAGCCCCUAGUCGUCCCUUGAGUUGGGUUUCCAAAAACUCGCCUUCCCCAACUCGGUUUCAACAUAACCAGCAACUCAGAACUCAGUCUGGGAUCGUUUCCAAUUUGUCUUUCGAUGACAAAACCUUCGAUCCGAGUGGCAAAGGCGGGUCCUUGGAGCUCCAUAAGUCCGCAAAAGUCGCUUGGGAACUUGGGAGAAAGCUAUGGGAAAAACUGGAAUCAGGGAAAGUUAAAAUUGACUUGAUAAAGAAGCCCGACAAUGGAUUCGAACUGUGUCCGCCUUCGGUUUAUUUAUCCGGGUCGGAAUUUUCGGCCCAUGGCAAGGUCAUGGAGCUGCCCUGCGGGCUUACUUUGGGGUCUCACAUAACGGUGGUGGGGAAACCGAGAGGAGCCCACCCAGAGACUAAGCCGAAAAUUGCGUUGUUGAAGGAUGGGGAAGACUCUGUUAUGGUUUCGCAGUUUAUGAUGGAAUUGCAGGGUUUGAAGACGGUGGAUGGGGAGGAGCCACCGCGGAUUCUUCAUUUUAAUCCGAGGUUGAAAGGGGAUUGGAGUAGGAAGCCGGUGAUUGAGCAGAACACUUGUUAUAGGAUGCAAUGGGGAUCCGCUAUGCGUUGUGAAGGGUGGAAGUCUAAGGCCGACGAGGAGACUAUUGAUGGUCAGGUGAAGUGUGAGAAGUGGAUCCGGGAUGAUAAUGAUCACUCUGAGGAGUCUAAGGCAACAUGGUGGUUGAAACGGUUAAUAGGCCGGACUAAAAAGGUGACCGUUGACUGGCCCUUCCCAUUUGCUGAGGGCAAGCUUUUUGUCCUGACUCUUAGUGCUGGUUUAGAGGGAUAUCAUGUUAAUGUUGAUGGGAGGCAUAUUACUUCUUUUCCUUAUCGAACUGGAUAUACCCUUGAGGAUGCCACUGGACUAACUUUGAAUGGGGACAUUGAUGUGCACUCUGUAUUUGCAGCAUCUUUGCCUACAUCACAUCCUAGUUUUGCUUCUCAAAGGCAUCUUGAGAAGUCCUACAGAUGGAAGGCUCCACCACUUCCUGAGCAGCCUGUGGAACUGUUUAUUGGUAUACUUUCGGCAGGCAAUCAUUUUGCCGAGCGGAUGGCUGUAAGGAAGUCUUGGAUGCAGCAUAAACUUGUUAAAUCUUCAAAUGUGGUUGCUCGUUUCUUUGUGGCAAUGCAUGCAAGAAAGGAAGUGAAUGUGGAAUUGAAGAAAGAAGCAGAAUUUUUUGGAGAUAUUGUUAUUGUGCCUUAUAUGGAUAACUACGACCUUGUUGUUUUAAAAACUGUUGCCAUCUGUGAAUAUGGGGCCCGUGUGGUGUCUGCCAAGUACAUUAUGAAGUGUGAUGAUGACACAUUUGUGAGAGUAGAUGCAGUUAUUAAUGAAGCAAAGAAAGUACAUGAGGGCAGGAGCUUCUAUAUUGGAAACAUCAACUAUUACCAUAAGCCCCUGCGGUCUGGUAAAUGGGCAGUAACAUAUGAGGAAUGGCCAGAGGAAGCUUAUCCACCCUAUGCAAAUGGGCCAGGAUACAUACUGUCAUCUGACAUUGUAAUCUUUAUUGUGUCUGAGUUUGAAAGACACAAAUUAAGAUUGUUCAAAAUGGAAGAUGUGAGCAUGGGAAUGUGGGUGGAGAAAUUCAACAGCUCAAAACCAGUGGAUUAUCUGCAUAGCUUGAAGUUCUGCCAGUUUGGAUGCAUAGAAGAUUAUUAUACAGCUCACUACCAGUCCCCAAGACAGAUGAUCUGCAUGUGGGAUAAGUUGCAAAGGCAGACAAGGCCUCAAUGUUGCAACAUGAGAUAAUACUGGUUGUAAUACUUCCUUGGUAUCUCUCGCAUGUAGACAAAUUUUGCAGGCAUAGUCUCAAAUCUCAAUGUUGUAUAUUUUGUGGAGGGAUGGGUUAGUGUAUUUAGGUUGUCUCAAUUCAAAUUUAUUCUUUUUAUUAGUUUGUUCCUUUCUUACCUUUCUAAGUUCUUUUUUCUUUUCUUUUUCUUUUCCAUUUUUUUGGGUUUUUUUCUCAAAGAAACGGGGCAUGUUAAGAGGCAAAAGAAGGUGGUGAAUGGUGCAGAUCAGAAAAUGAAAGAGAGGUGGACGAUAUAGGUGCAGUGCUGGUAACAUUUUUGUGGCAUCUCCUUGUGUAAUUUCCAGCAUGGUUUUGAUAAUGGCAUCAGAUGGAAAUGAAUAGUUCUCCUUGCUUCUUU